Molecule: messenger RNA, 1546 nt
Organism: Manis pentadactyla (Chinese pangolin)
Lineage: Eukaryota; Metazoa; Chordata; Mammalia; Pholidota; Manidae
Gene: GMPPA
Product: GDP-mannose pyrophosphorylase A
Exons: 13
Coding region: 112-1374 (420 amino acids)
Biological process (GO): biosynthetic process
Cellular component (GO): cytoplasm
Molecular function (GO): transferase activity
Source: RefSeq, a predicted model, not a curated record
UCUGCGAAGUUCUCGCGAGUUGCGAGAAGACACGUGCGCGGAAGGAGCAAGCAGUUGUGGACCGCAGAACUGCAAUAAAGGGAACUAGUGGUUUAGGUGGCAAUCAACAUCAUGCUCAAAGCUGUGAUCCUGAUUGGAGGCCCUCAAAAGGGGACUCGCUUCAGGCCUUUGUCUUUUGAGGUGCCCAAACCCCUGUUUCCCGUGGCAGGGGUCCCUAUGAUCCAGCACCACAUUGAGGCCUGUGCCCAGGUCCCUGGGAUGCAGGAGAUUCUGCUCAUUGGCUUCUACCAACCUGAUGAGCCCCUUAGCCGGUUCCUAGAAGCUGCCCAGCAGGAGUUUAACCUUCCAGUCAGGUAUCUGCAGGAAUUUGUGCCUCUGGGCACAGGGGGUGGUCUCUACCAUUUCCGGGACCAGAUCCUGGCGGGGAGCCCAGAGGCCUUCUUCGUGCUCAACGCCGAUGUCUGCUCCGACUUUCCCUUGAACGCUAUGUUGAAGGCCUACAGACACCAGCCUCACCCUUUCUUGCUCCUUGGCACCACGGCUAACAGGACACAAUCCCUCAACUAUGGCUGCAUUGUAGAGAAUCCACAGACACACGAGGUCCUGCACUAUGUGGAGAAACCCAGCACGUUUGUCAGUGACAUCAUCAACUGCGGCAUCUACCUCUUUUCCCCAGAAGCCCUGAAGCCCCUCCGGGAUGUCUUCCAGUGUAAUCAGCAGGAUAGGCAACUGGAGGACUCUGCAGGCCUGUGGCCAGGGGCAGGUACCAUCCGCCUGGAGCAGGACGUGUUCUCAGCCCUGGCUGGGCAGGGCCAGAUCUAUGUGCACCUCACUGAUGGUAUCUGGAGCCAGAUCAAGUCUGCAGGCUCAGCCCUGUAUGCCUCCCGCCUCUAUCUGAGCCAGUACCAGCUCACUCACCCAGAACGCCUGUCCAAGCACAGCACAGGAGGUCCGCGAAUCCGAGGAAACGUUUACAUCCACCCAACAGCUAAGGUGGCCCCAUCAGCUGUGGUGGGCCCCAAUGUGUCCAUUGGGGAGGGGGUGACUGUGGGCGAGGGUGUGCGGCUCCGAGAGAGCAUUGUCCUCCAUGGAGCCACGCUGCAGGAGCACACAUGUGUUUUGCACAGCAUCGUGGGCUGGGGGAGCACUGUGGGGCGCUGGGCCCGAGUGGAAGGUACCCCCAAUGACCCCAAUCCCAAUGACCCCCGAGCCCACAUGGAUAGUGAAAGCCUUUUCAAGGAUGGGAAGCUGCUGCCUGCCAUCACCAUCCUGGGCUGCCGUGUCCGGAUCCCUGCUGAGGUGCUCAUCCUGAACUCAAUUGUUCUGCCACACAAGGAGCUGAGUCGCAGUUUCACCAACCAGAUCAUCCUCUGAGGGCGACUGCCAGAUGGCCCCGGCACCUCUUACCCACUCUCCUCAAGGCCAGCCUCUGUCCAGAAAGGACUGGAGGCAGCCAGACAGGAUCUUCACACACCAGGAGCAACUGGGUGGCCAGGGACUCCUGGCCUUCUUCUCUACUCCCUAAUAAAGCCCUGUGAAUCUUGGA